Cololabis saira (Pacific saury) is the source of this 1357-nucleotide messenger RNA. It is a transcript of the gene mrps22, whose product is annotated as mitochondrial ribosomal protein S22. NCBI's taxonomy places the organism in Eukaryota, Metazoa, Chordata, Actinopteri, Beloniformes, Belonidae. Gene Ontology annotation, molecular function: structural constituent of ribosome. The record is from RefSeq and is a predicted model, not a curated record. The transcript is spliced from 8 exons. The coding region runs from base 17 to 1042 and encodes 341 amino acids. Gene Ontology annotation, cellular component: mitochondrial small ribosomal subunit.
UGAGGUAACAACAGACAUGGCGGCGCUCGGAGCAGCACGGUGCUUGUCUUGGAGUUAUUCUCGGGUGAAAAAUGUUCAAAGGACUAGACAAAUCCUGAUGAGAUGUAGUGUAAGGGCGUUUUGCAGUGAAACAAACAAUGACGCUCCUCCAGGCCACGCAGAGCCCCAGUUUAGAGAUCCAGCUGUGCAGGAUAUUCUCAGCAGAAUAACAGGUCUGGACCUGCAAAAAGUGUUCCGACCCAUGAAACAGGAGCUAAAGCCGCCCACGUAUAAGCUGAUGACGGAUGAACAGCUGAAGCAGGCCGUCCAGGACGCCGCAGGGCAGGCUAAGAAGCUGCUUCAGAUGCCUCCCGUUCUUCCCGAGAGGAAGGCCAUCAACGAUGUGCUUUCUGAGGAUAAGAUCCUGGAGGGCAUGGAUACAGCCAAAUACGUCUUCACAGACAUCACCUACAACAUCCCACACAGGGAUCGGUUCAUAGUUGUUAGGGAGCCUAAUGGGACUCUUAGGAAGGCAACGUGGGAGGAAAGAGAUCGGCUUGUUCAGGUCUACUUUCCCAGGGAGGGCCGCAAGCUGACGGCACCGCUCAUCUUCAAGGAGGAGAACCUCAAGAUGGUGUUUUCUCAGGACCGUCAUGAGGAUGUGCUGGACUUGUGUCUAGUCCAGUUUGAACCAGACUCCGCAGACUACAUCAAAGUGCAUGCAGCCACAUACGAGGACCUGGACAAACACGACAAAUAUGACCUGUUGCGAUCCACCAGACACUUUGGAGGUCUGGUCUGGUACCUGCUCAAAGCACGGAGGGUGGACGGGCUCAUAGUGGACAUGCUGAAGAGAGAACUGCUUACGGAUGCUGCGAGCCUUGUCUCUCUCUUCCACAUGGUCCAUCCCCUCAGCGAGUCGGCUCAGGAAGCUGCCAGCCAGCAGGCCGCCGGCACUGACCUGAUUAAGAUUUAUUCCCAGAGGGAGUCCCAGAAGUCGGGCUACAUCGAGCUGGCUCUGCAGGCGUUCGAGCAGCGGACCGCGGAGAGCUCAGUCGCCUAACCGCACUGCACCAAGCUGAUGAUAAAGACGUUCAUUCACAAUGAUGAAUGGUACCAAGAACAGAGGGGGAUUUCCCCCGUCAUGAAAACUGACUCUUUGUUCUGGACCUGCGUGGGUCCAACACGAAUCCUGACUGAAAGGAAAGCUACACACGUAACAGCCAUCAAUCUGAAGGGUCAAGAAGAGCAAGAGGUUUCAAAGUAUAAAAAUAAAUGUAUCUCACUGUUGUACAUAGAAAAAUAAAACCAGUCUUUGUACCCAAAUGUGAUGUUUUUGGUGAAAUGUAAUAUGAUAAUAAAGAGAUAAUAAAGAGGA